Epithele typhae is the source of this 2142-nucleotide messenger RNA. Its product is annotated as cytochrome P450. Gene Ontology annotation, molecular function: iron ion binding; monooxygenase activity; oxidoreductase activity, acting on paired donors, with incorporation or reduction of molecular oxygen. Bases 1 to 2142 code for a protein of 713 amino acids. Lineage: Eukaryota; Fungi; Basidiomycota; Agaricomycetes; Polyporales; Epitheliaceae. The record is from RefSeq and is a predicted model, not a curated record. The transcript is spliced from 9 exons.
AUGAUUGGCUGGCGACUGGUCCCCGCCCUCCUUUGCGCCCCGCUCGCCCUCCUCCUCUACUUCCUCUCCGCCUUCCUCUCCCUCCUCGUCCGCCAGGCCCGCUCCCCGCUCCGCCACCUCCCCGGCCCGUCCUCGCCCUCCUUCUUCCUCGGCAACCUGCGCGAGAUGCACGACCAGGAGAACAACAACCUCGUCGCCCGCUGGACCGCCGCCUUUGGCUCCACGUUCGUCUACCGCGGCUUCCUCGGUGGCCGCAGGCUCAUGACGGUCGACCCCCUCGCAGUCAACCACAUCAUGAGCCGCGGCUACGACUACCCCAAGCCCGACUUCGUCCGCGACUCCCUCGCCAGCAUGACCGGUGGAUACGAGGGGCUCUUGACUGCAGACGGUGACAUGCACAGAAAACAGAACCCCGCAUUUUCCGCUGCGCAAAUCAAGUCCAUGACACCCGUAUUCUGGGACAAGGCAACCAGGCUCCGGGACGUCUGGCUCGAAAUCGUAACAUCACAGCAGUCUUUCACGCCCGCCGACCCGCUCACUCUGCACGAGCCCGUCGCAGACGCACGGAAACGGGAUCCUGAGCCAGCCACGGCCCCAGUUCUCAGCCCGUCCGCGCUCACCACAUCCUUCCUGCCCAACCCCUUCUCCUCGUUUGUGCCGUCCAAAGCCUCGCCGACACUGCCCUCCUCAUACCGUUCCCGCCGGAAUCGCAGAAGAGGCGAGUCAACAGCGUCCUCGCCGUUGAGCCCAAAUGGCGCGGCGUCUCCGCUUGACGAUCCCGAGGAGAAAGAGCAGGAGAAAGCUCGGAUACCGGAAGACGGGAUCAGGACAUCAAGCCGCAUCGACGUCUUGCCGUGGCUCGCCCGCGCGACGCUGGACGUCAUCGGCGAGGCUGGGUUUGGGUACCACUUUGGCGCGCUGGAGAGCGCAGCGGAGCGGCGCGGGGACGAGAGCGAGCUUGCGCGCGCAUAUGGUGUCAUCUUCGGCACCGCGCGCAAGUUUAGGGUCAUGACCAUCUUGCAGGUCUGGUUUCCCUUCCUCAGGCAUUUCCGGAGAGAAAACUCGGCGACGCAACAGGCCACGGAGGUGACGCGGAAGAUUGGGCUCGAGCUCAUCGAGCAGCGUCGUUCCGCCAUUGCGGCGGAGGAGUUGUCGGAGAAGGCGGAUGCGAUUGAAGGAGACAAGACGGCGCUUGAUCGGGAUUUGCUCAGCGUCCUCAUCCGUUCGAACAUCUCGCAAGAGCCUUCGAAACAGAUGUCGAUAAACGAGAUUCUCAACCAAAUCUCGACCUUCCUCGCCGCUGGGCACGAGACGAGCUCGUCGGCGCUGACAUGGAUGCUGUUUGCUCUCGGACGACAUCCGGAAGUGCAGAAGCGGUUACGGGAAGAGCUGCGCUCCGUCGACCUUCCUUCGCCCUUCUCGCCUUCCCCAGGCUCCCUCUCUGCCUCUACUUCCCCAUCAGUCUCACCCUCUACCCCUUCAUCAUCACACCCAUCCUCACCCUGUCUCUCAUCUGCAUUCUCCUCAACGCACCAUAUCCCAACGCCCACCCCUGAGCUCCUCGACCGUCUCGUGCACCUGCCGUACCUCGACGCCGUCGUCCGCGAGGGGCUCCGGUUGUAUGCGCCGAUCACGACGACAAUGCGCGUCGCGACCGCGCCUGACGCGGUACCGCUCGCAACGCCGAUCGUCGACGCCCGCGGGCGUGCGUGCACUUCAAUCGCGGUCGCGCCAGGCGACAUUAUCAGUGUGCCCAUCCAGGCGAUGAACACAUUGGGCAGCCGCGGGGAUGAGAGUGAGUUCAUGCCGGAGCGGUGGCUACGUGCCGGGGCGGACGCGGAGGGGGAGAGGAGGAAGGGCGUGCAGGGCCUGUGGGCGAACAUGCUGACGUUUGGUGGAGGGAACCCCGUAAACGGGAACCGGUCUUGCAUCGGGUACCGGUUCGCGCUUAGCGAGAUCAAGGUGUUCCUCUACGUGCUCGUGCGCGACUUGGAAUUCUCGGCGGACCCGGCGGUGGAGAUCGAGAAGAAAGUCAACGUCGUCACCCGGCCAUGCGUCAAGUCUGAACCCGAGCGCGGCAACCAGAUGCCGUUGUACGUGCGGCAAGCCUCCCCGCCGAGCGAGCGGACGCCCGCGCUCUGA